UAACUAAAAGAAGAAGAUGAGCCGCAGUUGUUGUGAUUUCGAUAGGCAACCUUCGUAUGGGGAGGAGAUAUCAGCUGGACAGGGCUCAUAUCGGAAACACUUCUGUAUACAUCGUAUCUUAAGGAACUAGGGAAAUAGCGGAGAACAUACUUUCGGUUUCACCGUUCUGCUCUCGACCACUGACUUCACCAACUAACCUUAAAUGUUAAUGUUCAACGCUACCAAACACCGAAACUCCUCGUUUAACGUUACUUUCCCCGGCUACUCAGAAGAGUAAGGGGUAGUGAAUCAACCUCCACACAGCCUUGUGCAGGCACUGUCAGUGCUUUCCAACCGUCCAUCAGUCCUCUGGAGUGGUUCUUGUUGUAGUGGAGGGACAGGAGGAAAAACCCAGCAGGCUGAGAGACAACAGGACAGGCAGGAUGCCUCUGUUCUUCAAGAAGAGGAAGCCCAGCGACGACUCCAAGAAGAGACUGGAAUAUCAGCUGUGCCUGUCUAAGGAGGCAGGUGCUGAUGACAUCCUGGACAUCUCAGCCUGUGAGCUGUCAGAGGUUCCCUCGAGUGCCUUCUCCAUUUGUAAGGUCCUACAGAAAAAGGUCUUUAUCCUCCAUAAUAAUGAACUGAGGUCAUUGCUGCCCAAAGGAUGUGACAUCAGCACUCUUGCCGCUUUAAAGGUUUUAGAUCUGCAUGAGAACAAGCUCACUUUACUCCCAGAAGACAUUGGGAAGCUGGCGUCACUGCAGAUUCUGAAUGUGGAGAAGAACCGUUUAAAGGCCCUGCCUGAGUCAAUCGGGGAUCUGCGGUUUCUGCAGACGCUCAAUUUGAAGGGUAACUGCCUCAGUGAGCUGCCAUCCUCAGUUGGUUCUUUAUGCAGCCUGCGCACCCUGGAUGUGAGUGACAACAAAAUUGUCGAGCUCCCCAAAGCUCUGGUCUACAUCCGAACCUUAGAGAGCUUUACAUUGGAUGCUGCCACGAUGUCAUACCCACCUGCGUCUGUGUGUACAGAAGGCACAGAGAGCAUCCAACGCUUCCUAUGCACCGAGCUGGGAGAGGAGUACUGCCCCCCAUCACAGUAUCUCCUGCCGGUGCUGGAGAAUGAUUGUGGCAAACAGAACUCUGACUGUUUGGAUGGCUUGGAGGAGGCCUGGCAGAACAGAUUCAGUGACUACGAGAAGAGAAAGGAGCAGAAGAACCAGGCGAAGCUGGACUUUGAGCGGCACCUGGAGGAGAAGAAAAAUGAGCACGCCCAGCUUAUGCUCAUGAACAACUCCCGCAAGGAAAAUAUCCUCAACUCAGUCCGACAGGAGCAAGAGCGUCUGGAGCUGGGGGUCAGCCAGCAGCAGAGGGCUCAGGAGGCUGAGAGGCUGCUGGUGCUGGAGAAAGUCAGACAAGCUGAAGACAACAUCAGCAGUCGCAUCAGCAACAUGCUGAUGGACAAAAACAGGCAGAAAAAAAGUGCAGAGUUUCUUCAAGCCCUGGAGGAGGAACGGAUCCGUAUGGAGCAUUUGACUGCCAUCACUCAGGAGGAAGCCAGUUCACUGAGGAAGAAGGAGGUGGCAGUGGCCAUGCAGAAGAUGCUGUCGGACAGCUAUGCUAUGAGUCUCCUCCAGGAGGCCAGUGAUUUUCGCAGAAAGAACCUGGUGUCUGAGGCCUACAGAAGUUUAGAGAAUUUGGACAGGAAGUUUGAUAAGAUGCUGUCCCUCCAAGUUUUGGACAAGUCAAAAGCCAUCGCCCACAUCUUGCAGGAGGAGGAGAUGCAGAAAGCAGCGUUCCAGGCCCUGCAGCUGCAGAAAGAUGCUGUACACGGCUACAUCCGCAACCAGAUCAAGCUCAUAGAGGGUGAAUUAUUGCAGCUGACUAGAUUGGAGGUUAAAAGACGCAAUCUGGAUGCUGAGAACCUGCAGGAGGUUCUGGUGGAGCAGCGCACAGCUCUCAGUGAUUUGUUGCAGCAGCUGCUGAAGCAGAGGGACCAGAGAGAGCAGGAGCUGCGGCAGGUUUUGGUGGAGAUGGAGCAAAAGUCAGAGUCCAACCAACAGAACUACUGGAUGAUCCAGUACCAGAGGCUGUUGGAUGCUAAGCCGCUGUCACUGCGCAUGCAGGAAGCCGGUGUGGAGAAAGAGCUGGUCAACCUGUUAUGCAAACUCUCAGCUCAGCAUUACCUGCCCAUCCUGGCCCAUAAUCGAGUGACAGCUGAGGCCCUUCGCCACAUGAACUCCUCUGACCUCAAGAAGCUUGGCAUCAAUGAAAUAGGAAUCCAGAAAGCUCUUCUUAACUGGGCUCGGAAUCAACAACCUGAAGGAGCCUGUAAGAGUGUCCAGCAGGACGAGGAGGAAGAAGUUGUCCCCUCAGCUCCAACUCCUUCUUCCCCUCCAUUGUUUCCCAGCACCUCAGCCAUCCAGAUGCCCAGCCCACCACUCACCCCAGGAACCCCUGUCACCCCCUCAGCCCCCAGCCCUGUGGAGGGAUCAGGGAGCUCAGAGUGUGUGGUCUGCAUGGAGAAGGGGUCCCAGGUCAUCUUCCUGCCCUGUGGUCAUGUGUGCUGUUGUCAGUUGUGCAGCGAGGCUCUGCAAAACUGCCCUCUGUGUCGUGGCAGCAUAUCCCAGCGCGUCCGCCUCUAUCACAGCUAGGACCAGCUGCAUUGUGCUACUCCUUCAUCGACUGCAUCUCUCUGUAUUUAUGCAUGAUCAUAAAGCUGCUGUGAGCUGACCAUGUCAUUUAAGAAAAGCUUUGAGCAGGUUGUCAAAGAGCUGAGCCACUUUCCUCUAUUAACCAAACUUUGUGAUGUACAUGCAGAAACAAGCCUGGAUAGGAUUAUUUUAAUGGUGUUUAGUUUUUUUGUUGUCACUGGCAUCCGAGCCUGUUUUAUUUUCUCGUUCUUAUGAUAUUUUAUUUUUUUCUAUUGUAUAUUAGAGCCAAGUGGACUAUACAGUACAACUCACUGGUUAAAGACGACUGUUCUUUGCCUUUUUAUAGUUUCUCAAUUGAUGUGUGCCUUUAUCUGGAAAUCUCUGUUUUUAAACGAUACCACUUGUCUGUGUUGGUAACCAAAGUAACACCUGUCCAGCAUUUCUGUAAGUUAUCUAAAACAUAAUCUAUUGAUUGUUAUUGCUUUUUUUUUGCUAUCACUGCCGGUGCGUCACUAAUGCAACCCUCAUCUUGUCGCUCUUCAAUCUAUGACACAAUCUGUCCUGCCUCACUGCCAGGGGCUCCCCCUGUGCCUGCUGCAAUCAUGUAUCUGCUGUUAAUAUGGAGGAAUUAUAUCAGUGCACAUCAGAUGAUUUGUGGGGAAACUCAUUUCUGCCCAGGUUAAAAAAUGAGCUGCAGAGCCCUGUUAACACUUCCAGUCCCUGUCACUCUCUAUAUUAUAUCACUGUAAUUCUAAUACUAUUUUUUUCUAACUACAUGGCCCCAUAUUUGCUGUGUGGUAAUGUAGAACACAUAGAACUGUAUAAAUGUACACCAUUUAAGCAAAAUGAGAAUAAUGAAGAUCCCAAAGGGGAACGUUUUAUGUUUAGUUUUAUUUUAGUUGUGAGUGCUACUCAUCCUGUACAGUUAAUAAUAUUUUCUGUGGCUCUAGAGGAGCUUUUUAAAGUCAAUAACCUUCUCUCAGCUUGAGCUUGGAGACUACAGAUGUUUAAUAGGAAGCAUGCAUUGCAAAGAGGGGGUAUGGAAAUUGAAAGACGUGUUUGCCCAACUAAUUAAAGACACUUUUGAGUUGCAUCAUGGGAAAUGUAGCAAUGUUGGAGCUUGCCCCACACUUGAGGACUAAAAGUCAGGAUUUCUCAGCCUCAGCUUCUUUGAUGUUGAACCUUUUCUUAAAUAUCUGUAACCCUAUUACCCCAGCUUAUAGAAAGUGCAAUACUAGAAGGAGGCCAUUAAACUAGAUAUUAACAUUCUUUAAAGGGUAUUUUCCAACCUGGGCGCUAUUUUCUUUUUUGAAAUUGGUCCAGUAUUGAGUGAGAAAGCAGAGAAAUUGGCUGCAGUGUAAUCCCUGCGGGCAUUCGAGCUCUGUCUUUUUAUGUCUACUGAAAGUAGUGAAAGUGUCUUACAACUUUAAGAAAGGAUUUCCACAACAGUUGACCUCUUUGUUAAAGAGUAAGACCCGUUUUGUUUAACCAGAAACAGCCCUGAGAUCACCAAACAAACCAGACUCUACAUAAAUAAAUAGCAAUUUAAGAAUGCAUUGAGCCAGCAUAUUUUCACAUCUAACUGGGCGAAUUAAGAGUCAACAGCUUAACAAGCAGUUGAGUGGAGGCAAAUUGAUGGUGAUCAGUUGCCCGCGGAGAUUACAAUCCAGCCAGUUUCACUGCAGCUAACUGCAGCGGUCUCGCUUAAUACU
Messenger RNA from Epinephelus moara (kelp grouper), 4339 nucleotides. RefSeq names its product leucine rich repeat and sterile alpha motif containing 1 (gene lrsam1). Gene Ontology annotation, molecular function: protein binding. Lineage: Eukaryota; Metazoa; Chordata; Actinopteri; Perciformes; Serranidae. Bases 423 to 2627 code for a protein of 734 amino acids. The transcript has 25 exons. The record is from RefSeq and is a predicted model, not a curated record.